CUUUACAUCGGAGCUUGCGAUUUGCAUUGCAAUUGCAAUAAAUUUGUUUCGUUGUUUUAGAGUGAAAACACCAAUUUUUGAACUAAUUUCUCUUGGAUAACCUUUUGAUAUAGUUUAAUUGUUGUUUACCUUGUGCUUCAUGCGAUAUUUCGUGUAUAUUAGCCUCUAAAAUGAGGUCUAACAUAACUACUCUUGCAUUACCAUUUCCAAAGAUUUAAGGCAUAAAUUGGAAUUUGUGUUGCAAAAUAAUGCGUGGAAUUCAUCAUUUGAGUCUUAAAACUUGAAGGACUUAGCCAAGAUGAUGGAGACAUGCUGUUCCCGCUUCACGGCGGCGGAAGGCGGCGCGCGCCUCGCCGCGGCAGCCAGCGAGAAAAACAUCAUGGCGGUGGAGUACUCAUCCUUCAUCGCCACUCGACUGGUGCAUGAAGAUGCUUACAAGAUCCGAGGUCCGUUCUCCACCGGGCGACAGCGCUCGGUCUUCAUCUGCCGCGCGUCGCGCGUGCCGUGUGUGGCGUACGAGCUGCAGAUCAUGACGGACUUGAAGAUAGCUAAAGGAACCGAUCCGGAUGGCGUGGAUUGGGCCGAGGAGAUGGAAGAGAAAGAGGUCCUGGUAUGCACUUCAGAGGUGAUGCGAAAGGUCCUCGAGGCUCAGACCGUCACCAUGCCUCAAGUCAACGUGCUCAUCGUAGACAGCUGCCAUCUGGUGUCCAGCGAUGAGAGCCUGCAGUUUAUAAUGAAAAUCUACAAAAACUGCCCUGAAAGCACCCGACCACGAAUUCUAGCAUUAACCUACCCUCUCUUCUCACCCCCCACCAAAGAAGAAACCCCGCAAAAUGAAGACAAGGACUCCGAAAAUGACACACCAACCGAAAAUGACGUCAAGUCUAUCGAAAAUGUAGCGAAAAACGAAAAUGCGGAAAAAAAUCCGUGUGAAGAGAUAGGUGUGAAUGAAAAUUUGGACGAAUUUGAUACUUAUGAGAAGUUGGAGUGGAAAAUUGAGGAGUUGGAGAAAGAGUUGUGCUGCGAAAUGGAUCUGGCUGAAGAUAUAGAUGGAGGGAAAAGACUGGCAGCCAGCUUGUCAAAGCCCAAAGAACUGGUCAUCGAGUAUAGCGCCGGCCCCCCGGUUUCCCUGGAUCCGUCCACGCCUUUCGCUGAACUAGACGCGUUCAUGAGAGGCGCUGUGAAUGACGCCAUGGAAUUCAUCAUGGAGCACCGAUACGACCCAACGGAGAUAUAUGGUGAGGAUAUGUACGAAGAGUUCAAGAACAUUCCAGACCCCACCAUAGAGCCCAAGUUUAUAUUCAAGCAGUUUCUGUACGUUUUGGAUGAACUCGGCCCAUACGCAGCUGAUAAAGCAGCUUUCUCUCUCCUAGCCAAACUGGAGAAACUAAAAAUCAAAGUGCCCUACGAGAGACAUUUCUUGCUCCUCUGCCUUUGUACUUCUGUCUUCGUCAAAAUCAGAGGGUAUGCUGACUACGUGUUCUCUCAAUACGAGUCUGAUUGGGAGAAAAUCAAAAUCUUUUGUACCCCAAAAGUAUUGAGAUUCGCUGAGAUACUACUGAAGUUUCAGCCACCGGAGCUGGUCAAAAAUACAUCUGAGAACACAGCGAAAAUGUUGAGUGACAUAGAACAGUGUGAUUUUGCGUCAUUGGGCAACAAAAUCGAAGAUAAAGUGAAUAGCUAUGAAGCUAAUUUGAAAGAUCUUGAAGAAGGUUCCAGCAAAUGUGACGUCACCGAAAAUGAGCCUGAUAGUGCGGAAAAUAAGUGCGAUAGUGAGGGUGUUAACUCGAUAAGUGCUGGGAGUCAUUGUGAUGAGACUAGCUCAAAUAAGUGUGAUGUUCAAACCAAUUCGAAUAGUGCCGAAAAUAAGAGUGAUAGUGCCGGAAAUACGGUUGAUAGUGCGGUAAACAAAACUGAUAGUGCGGUAAACAAGAUUGAUAGUGCGGGAAACAAGCCCGAUAGUGCGGGAAACAAAACCGAUAGUGCUGGAAACAAAACAGAUAGUGGGCCAGUCGAUGGUCAGAAGCCAUUCUUCUCCCGUAGGUCUGGUGGUAGAGUGAGGGGCAGGGGACGGUUGCAGAGGACCAAUAUCAGAGUGCAGCAGAUUCAGCAGAAUCCUGACGCGUUAUGUGGGAUUGUCUUCAUGAAGGAAGCGCUUAUGGCGAAGAUUAUGUUCAUGCUGAUUGUG
Ostrinia furnacalis (Asian corn borer) is the source of this 2188-nucleotide messenger RNA. Its product is annotated as endoribonuclease Dcr-1-like. The record is from RefSeq and is a predicted model, not a curated record. Lineage: Eukaryota; Metazoa; Arthropoda; Insecta; Lepidoptera; Crambidae. The transcript is spliced from 8 exons. The annotation marks the transcript as partial.